UCUCCUUAUGACAGUCUCAGUCCAUCACUGACAAACUUCACCAACCUGAGCUCCCCUCUUCGAACUCCCACUACUGUUCUAUCAAUCAGCUUGGAUUCCAUUAAUUCAUACCUACUUCACCAGUUAUCUUCAAUUGGCACAAUAUCAUGGGCCACCUCCGCAGAUGGGUUCCCCUGAUUUUGAUUCUCUGCAUCCUCAUCCCUCUGAGCUCUUCAAGAUCGACUCUGACCCCUGAAGAGCUGGCCCUCGUUGCAACCAGUUUUCUGAACCUCGCGAAGACGCCGGAGGUGUCGGAGUACAUGGUGAGGAUCCGGAGGAGGCUCCACGAGUACCCAGAGCUCGGGUUCGAGGAGUUUGAGACCAGUAAGCUCAUCAGAGCAGCGCUUGACGAGAUGGGGAUCCGUUACAAGCACCCACUUGCCGUUACUGGCAUUGUGGGUUACAUCGGGACCGGGAAGCCUCCCUUUGUGGCUCUCAGGGCAGACAUGGACGCCCUUGCUAUGGAGGAGACUGUGGAGUGGGAGCAUAAAAGCAAAGUUUCUGGAAAAAUGCAUGCUUGUGGACACGACGCACAUGUAGCAAUGCUCCUUGGUGCGGCAAAGAUGCUGCAAGGCCGUCGGCACGAGUUGCAGGGAACAGUUGUUCUUGUUUUCCAACCAGCUGAGGAAGGAGGUGGGGGUGCAAAGAUAAUGAUGGAGGACGGAGCUCUCGAAAACGUGAGUGUCAUCUUUGGGGUGCACGUAACUGCUAGGUAUCCUAUCGGGACUGUAGUGAGCAGGCCUGGACCGAUCUUGGCUGCUUCUGGCUUCUUUGAGGCAGUUAUAAGUGGAAAGGGAGGCCAUGCUGCCAUUCCUCAGCACGCGGUCGAUCCGAUUGUAGCAGCCUCAAGUGCGAUUGUUAGUCUCCAACAUCUCAUUUCACGUGAAGCCGAUCCACUCGAUUCUCAAGUAGUCACAGUAGCCAAGUUUGAAGGAGGCGGGGCUUACAAUGUCAUUCCGGAUUCUGUCACAAUUGGUGGAACAUUCCGAGCAUUCUCAAAGGAAAGCCUUUACCAACUUACACGUAGAAUCGAAGAGUUACAGGUGAUUAGAAGACAAGCUAGUGUACACAGAUGCAAUGCUUCAGUCUCCUUUGAUGCUAAGCCAUUCUACCCAGUAACAGAAAACGACCGAUAUCUCCACCAACACUUCCUCAAUGUUGCAGAGGACAUGUUGGGUGCGAGCAAAAUCUUAGACAUGAAACCCCUGAUGGGUUCGGAGGACUUCUCGUUCUACUCAGAGGUGAUUCCUGGGUACUUUUACUAUGUCGGGAUGAAGAACGAGACUCUAGGAGUCUAUGAACCAGGGCAUUCUCCUCACUUUCGGGUCAAUGAAGAUGUUCUUUCUUAUGGAGCGGCAGUUCAGGCAUCACUAGCUGCAAGGUACAUCCUCGAACAUCAUCACGAAGAUGAGGCAGUAAAAGAAGUUCCUCAAGAUGAAUUGUGAAGCGAGCCUCGACUAAUCAGCAAGGCUAGAGUCCAGUUACGGACAUUCAUGUGGAUUCAAUUAGUCAACAUGUAAAUGAAAUUUCGGACUACAAGAUUUGCAAGUAGAACGAUCUUUACGUUCUUCUGCCUUUUAAAUCAAUCUACUGCAAAUCACAAGCUGGUAGCCAAAGCCAAUGGUUCAGAAAUACAUCCGACUCUUCAUACUGGAUA
Messenger RNA from Punica granatum (pomegranate), 1696 nucleotides. The record is from RefSeq and is a predicted model, not a curated record. Lineage: Eukaryota; Viridiplantae; Streptophyta; Magnoliopsida; Myrtales; Lythraceae.